AUGAACCCGUCAAUUGGCCGCGGACAAAAUAUCUUGAUAGCGGACGGUGAGGACUCAACGACUCUACUGCUGUGUAUGGGCGAAGCUCUCUCGAAGUUCGAGAAGGAGGCGACCGACGCCCAAUACGAGAUCUUUCAACUCCUGCUGAGGGAGGUCUGA
Phytophthora nicotianae INRA-310 is the source of this 159-nucleotide messenger RNA. RefSeq lists its product as hypothetical. The transcript is spliced from 2 exons. NCBI's taxonomy places the organism in Eukaryota, Oomycota, Peronosporomycetes, Peronosporales, Peronosporaceae. The record is from RefSeq and is a predicted model, not a curated record. The coding region runs from base 1 to 159 and encodes 52 amino acids.